This is a messenger RNA of Pygocentrus nattereri (red-bellied piranha), 12435 nucleotides long. RefSeq names its product furry homolog a (Drosophila) (gene frya). The record is from RefSeq and is a predicted model, not a curated record. NCBI's taxonomy places the organism in Eukaryota, Metazoa, Chordata, Actinopteri, Characiformes, Serrasalmidae. The transcript is spliced from 63 exons. Gene Ontology annotation, biological process: cell morphogenesis; neuron projection development. Bases 198 to 9410 code for a protein of 3070 amino acids. Gene Ontology annotation, cellular component: cell cortex; site of polarized growth.
CACAACAUGAACGCCCUCAUGAACGACUGCGCGGGAUAAAGAGACAUCUCUCUCUCCAAGGAGAAGUAAAAGAAUCAGCGUGAAAACAGAAAAAGAGAGAGGUAGCGAGAAGAAAUAAAGCAGGACGACUGGAGCAGACCCCAAUGCUUCCAAAGAGCAAUCCCUGAAGGACAGUGUUGGCACAGCGCCAGCCGGAUAUGCCGGACCCGGAGCAGCUGGGCUCCUCCACAGAGCAGGAUAGGGUCAUUCUGGAUCGAAUGACCAGCCUGCCUGCAGACCUGCUGCUGACUGGCGACUUACGCGGGAAGUUUAAGAAGAUGCGCUCUAAGAAGAGGCCCACCAUUCUAGCAUCCUCUCCUGGAUACAGUAAGCCUCCAGUGGCCCCAGUGUGCUGCGCCCUGGGUGAGAAAGGACCACCGGCCAUGAUGCCCAUCAGCGUUGACCCUGAGAGCCGGCCAGGCGAGUACGUCCUCAAAAGCCUCUUCGCCAACUUCACCACACACUCGGAGCGAAAGAUACGGAUAGUGAUGGCCGAGCCGCUGGAGAAGCCCUUAACAAAGUCACUGCAGAGAGGAGAGGAUCCACAGUUCGACCAAUUGAUCAGCACUAUGAGUUCUCUGGCGGAGUACUGUCUGCCCUCUAUCCUCCGCACGCUGUUUGACUGGUACAAGAGGCAGAACGGAGAAGAGGAUGAGUCCCACGAGUACAGACCACGCUCCAACACAAAGUCUAAAAAUGAUGAACAGCAGAGGGAUUAUUUACUGGAGAGGAGAGAUCUGGCCAUCGACUUCAUCUUCUCUCUCGUACUCAUAGAAGUUCUCAAACAGAUGCCUCUCCACCCAGUCCUCGACACAUUGGUCCAGGAAGUCAUUAACUUGGCUUUUAAGCACUUUAAAUACAAAGAAGGGUACCACGGUCCCAACACUGCCAACAUGCAUAUUGUGGCAGAUCUGUAUGCAGAAGUCAUAGGAGUCUUAGCGCAGGCAAAGUUCCCUGCCGUGAAGAAGAAGUUUCUGAGUGAGCUGAAGGAGCUCCGUCAGAAGGAGCAGAACCCAUACGUGGUCCAGAGCACCAUCAGCCUCAUCAUGGGCCUCAAGUUCUUCAGGGUAAAGAUGUACCCUGUUGAAGAUUUUGAGGCGUCGUUUCAGUUCAUGCAGGAGUGUGCACAGUAUUUCUUGGAAGUUAAAGACAAGGAUAUCAAGCAUGCGCUGGCCGGCCUCUUCGUGGAGAUUUUAGUGCCCGUAGCAGCGGCUGUGAAGAAUGAGGUGAACGUCCCUUGUCUGAGGAACUUUGUGGAAAGCUUAUAUGAUACAACGCUGGACCUGUCUACUCGAAAGAAACACUCUCUGGCUCUGUACCCGCUGGUGACGUGUUUGCUGUGUGUCAGCCAGAAGCAGCUCUUCCUCAACAGAUGGCAUAUCUUUCUCAGUAACUGUCUCUCCAACCUGAAGAGUAAGGACCCGAAAAUGGCCCGAGUAGCGCUGGAGUCUCUGUACCGCCUGCUGUGGGUCUACAUGAUCCGCAUCAAGUGUGAAAGCAACACUGCAACACAGGGCCGACUGAACAACAUCGUCACCACCCUGUUCCCCAAGGGGUCCCGCAGUGUGGUCCCUAGAGACAUGCCUCUUAAUAUCUUUGUCAAAAUCAUUCAGUUUAUUGCACAGGAAAGACUUGAUUUUGCCAUGAAAGAAGUCAUUUUCGACCUGCUUUGUGUUGGAAAACCUGCAAAAGCCUUUAGUCUUAAUCCGGAGAGGAUGAAUAUCGGUCUCCGAGCAUUCCUGGUCAUAGCUGAUAAGCUGCAGCAGAAGGAUGGAGAGCCGCCCAUGCCGAACACUGGAGCCACUCUACCCUCAGGAAACACGAUGCGUGUCAAAAAAACCUACCUGAGCAAAACCCUCACUGAGGAUGAGGCCAAAGUUAUAGGAAUGUCACUCUAUUAUUCCCAAGUACGGAAAGCCAUUGACAACAUCCUGAGACAUUUGGAUAAAGAAGUGGGGCGCUGUAUGAUGCUCACCAACGUCCAGAUGCUCAAUAAAGAACCAGAGGACAUGAUAACCGGUGAGAGGAAGCCGAAGAUUGACCUGUUCAGGACGUGUGUCGCUGCCAUCCCACGCAUUCUGCCUGAUGGCAUGAGCAAGCUGGAGCUCAUUGACCUGCUGGCACGGCUGACCAUCCACAUGGAUGACGAGCUGCGCUUGAUAGCCCAGAAUUCCCUGCAGAGUCUGCUGGUGGACUUCUCAGACUGGAGAGAGGAGGUUCUGCUGGGUUUCAGCAGCUUCCUGCUGCGUGAGGUUCAGGACACGCACCAGUCCCUGCUAGACUCCUCCAUCAAACUGCUCCUGCAGCUCCUCACACAGUGGAAACUGGCCCUGCUUGCGUCCAGCAAGAGCCUGGACAUGGCUAAGAUCUGCUCUGCUGAGCUAUUGCAGGGGGGCUCCAGCUCCAGGCUUGUCCCAGAGCGUGCUCCUCAUUCUGCAGUGCUGCAUGCUCUGGAGGGUUUGGCUCUGGUGCUGCUGUGCUCUUGCCACACGGCCACACGCAAACUGGCCGUGGCCAUCCUCCGAGAGGUCCGCCUCAUCCUCCUGACCACCGGACACAGUGAGGAGGAUGAGCGGCCUAUGCUGGACGUGCUGGAUCAGGUGAGCCCGGUGGUCCUGGAGAGUUUCGCCCAUGUGGUGAGGGACUCGACGUUGGUGCCAGUGGGCCAGCAGGCUGACCUGCAGUGGUUGGUGGAGUGGAGCGGGGGGCUCCUCAGCAGUCACUAUGACGUCCUCAGCCCGUCGAGGGUGUGGGUGGUGGCUCAGUCGGUGCGGGACCCCUGGGCUCUGUGCCUUUUCAGCCUGCUGAGACAGGAACACCUGCCCAAACACUGCCCCACAGCGCUGAGCUAUGCCUGGCCAUACGCCUUCACCCGCCUGCAGCUGCUCAUGCCUCUGAUAGAGCCUAGCAACCCUGCUAAUGCUAAGAAGACGAGUGCAGCAGGCUCAGGUGACAGCUACGUCUCUCUGUGGAGGAACUACCUAAUCCUGUGCUUCGGUGUGGCCAAGCCAAGCAUUAUGAGUCCCGGCCACCUCCGAGCCUCCACGCCUGAGAUUAUGACGCCGACCAGUGACAGCAGCAGUGGCUAUGACAACAAAGUUGUUGGGACUCCGUCAGUAGCGUGGCUCCUGAAGCAGCUGGUUCCUCUGAUGCGCUCUGAAAGCAUUGAGAUCACCGAGGCGCUGGUGCUGGGCUUUGGCCGUACAAACUCUCUGGUGUUUAGAGAGCUGAUAGAAGAACUGCAUCCUUUGAUGAAGGAAGCUUUGGAAAGAAGGCCAGAGAAUAAGAAGCGCAGGGAGAGGAGAGAUCUACUGAGGCUGCAGCUGCUCCGGAUCUUUGAGCUACUGGCUGACUCUGGUGUCAUCAGCGACAGCACUAAUGGAGCACUGGAACGGGAUACUCUGGCUUUAGGCGCUCUCUUUCUGGAGUAUGUGGAUCUGACCAGGAUGCUUCUGGAAGCUGAAAAUGAUAAAGACAUGGAGAUUCUCAAAGACAUCCGAGCCCACUUCAGCGCCAUGGUGGCCAACCUCAUACAAUGUGUGCCUGUGCACCAUCGCCGAUUCCUCUUCCCCCAGCAGAGCUUACGCCAUCACCUCUUCAUCCUCUUCAGCCAAUGGGCUGGCCCCUUCAGCAUCAUGUUCACGCCCCUGGAUCGCUAUAGCGACAGGAAUCAUCAGAUUACGAGAUACCAGUACUGCGCCCUGAAGGCCAUGUCCACCGUGCUUUGUUGCGGCCCUGUGUUUGACAAUGUGGGCCUCUCUCCAGACGGUUACCUCUACAAGUGGCUGGAUAACAUCCUGGCCUGCCAGGAUCUGCGGGUGCAUCAGCUGGGCUGUGAAGUUGUGGUUCUGCUGCUGGAAUUGAACCCAGAUCAGGCCAAUCUGUUCAAUUGGGCUGUCGACCGCUGCUACACCGGCUCCUACCAGCUGGCCUCGGGCUGCUUCAAAGCUAUUGCCACAGUAUGUGGAAGGAAUUACCCUUGUGACAUUGUGACCUUACUGAGCCUCAUCCUCUUCAAAGCAUCAGAUACCAACAGGGAGAUCUACGAAAUUUCUAUGCAGUUAAUGCAGAUUUUGGAGACUAAGCUGUGUGUAUAUUCUAAGAGGAUACUGGAGGAGAGGAGUAGCAGUUUGCUAUACGGCACCCAUGGACCUCUGCCACCCCUCUACACUCUCUCUCUGCCCCAGCUCUCUGCCCAGCUUGCCCGGAUGUACCCAGAAAUCACCCUGCCCCUGUUCUCAGAGGUCAGUCAAAGGUUUCCCACCACUCACCUGAAUGGCAGGCAGGUGAUGUUGACAUACCUGCUGCCGUGGCUUAGGAACAUUGAGCUGGUAGAUGGAGGACUGCUGCCGGCCACCUCCAGCCCCUCCCACCCAUUGGAGGAGAGGAAGAGGCGGGGGUCCAGCAUGGCCCCACCCACCUCUCACCUCCCAGGCUUGGGCUGGGGAUCUCCGCAGGCCACCGCCCUCGUCCUCAACAACCUCAUGUACAUGACUGCCAAGUAUGGAGAUGAUGUGCCGGGUGCAGAGAUGGAGAACGCGUGGACGGCUCUGGUGUGUAAUGAGAAGUGGAGCAGUAACCUGCGCACAGCCCUGCAGUUCCUCAUCAGCCUGUGCGGGGUCAGCAGUGACACCCCCCUCCUGCCGCACAUAAAGAAGGUGGUGAUCUAUUUGUGUAGGAGCAGCACCACUCAGACGAUGGGCGAGCUGCUGUUUGAGCUGCAGCAGACGGACCCAGUUAAUCCUGUAGUUCUGCACUGUGAUAAUCCGCCGUUCUACCAUUUCUCUGCCACCAGCAAGAUCUCCACUGUGACCUCCGGUACAACAUCCAGCAGCAACACAGUUGUUGCUGGCCAAGAAAAUAUCCCAGACACUGAUGACACAAAAGUAACCAAGGAGAAUGAGGACAGGCUGGGCAGUAUAAUGAGGGCCCAUAACCGACUGGAAUCUCGCUACAGCAACAGCUCCGGAGGCUCGUACGAUGAGGAAAAAAGUGAGCCCCUCCCACUGUAUGCUGGUUGGCUGCUGAAUAUUCUAGAGACCAGUCAGCCCCUCCCUUUGCCCAUGCCUGUUAAUGGAGGCUGCUGGGCGCCUCUGGUGGACUACCUGCCUGAAACAGUGACUCCAAGAGGACCACUGCACAGGUGUAAUAUAGCAGUUAUCUUUAUGACGGAGCUGGUAAUCGACCACAGUGUGAGAGAGGACUGGGCCUUACAUUUACCCCUGCUGCUGCACGCUCUGUUUCUGGGUAUGGAUCACUGUAGGCCGGAGGUGUUUGAGCACUGUAAGCGUCUACUGCUGCACCUGCUGCUGUCUCUCUCCUGCAGCCGCAGUUUCCCUCUCCUCGCCUCCGUCCUGCUGCAGAGCCGCGACGCCACCAGCGCCAAAAGCCUCACCAUCCGGCCCAGCUACCAGCCAGACUUCUUCUACACAGGUGGGGUUGAUUUCCUGCGGGACGGUCAGGCCUCCCCGGUGCCGGAUUCUGGCCUGAGCUCAUCCUCCACGUCCUCCAGCCUGAGUCUAGGGGGCAGUAACAGUAACCUGCCACACCUGUCCCAUGAGGAGUCUGACCCUCUGGAGAGCAGCACUGAGGCUGAGGAGAAAAGCAGCAAACUCGUAGAGUUUCUCACCACCAGGCCAUUUGGACCUUUGUGGUGCCAUGAAGACAUUACGCCUAAACACCAGCACUCCAGAAGCACUGAACAGCUCACUAACUUCCUACGCCAUGUGGUGUCUGUCUUCAAAGAAUCCAAAUCAGACGUGCGUCUGGAGCAGCAGCUGAGUGACAUAGCUCUGCAGACGGCUCUGUGCAGCUCCUCUAGGCACUAUGCUGGCCGAUCAUUCCAGGUAUUCCGGGCACUGAGGCAGCCUCUGUCUGCGCUGGCUGUGUCAGAUCUGCUCUCGCGUCUGGUGGAGGUGGUGGGGGAGCACGGAGAGGAAGUACAGGGUUAUGUGAUGGAGCUGCUUCUUACCCUUGAAUCAGUGGUUGACAACCUUGCAGAGUGCCUCAAGAACAAUGAUUUAAUGGCUCUUCUCACAAGGGCUCCUUCUCCAGACCUCCCAAACAAUGGUAAGCUCUUGUUCAACCGGAAAAGCACCAGCCAGCUUGACUUGGUCCCUGGCACAGGAGCUGCAUCUGAAAGAAUCCGCCACCAGCGGAGCUACUCUGUACCCAAGCGAUUCGGUGAGGCUGAGCGUUCCUCUGAGGUUCCUCGCAGUGCCACACUGGACCGCAUCAACGCCUGCACUCACCAGCACCAGGGCAACCUGUCCAAGCUCCGCUCACACUCCUCCACCUCUUCCAGGGACAAUGUGGUCUCCACCAAUCCAGCCAAUGCUAACCACCCCCGCAACCUGCUGGCCACCAUCUUCUGGGCGGCUGUGUCUCUUAUGGAGUCGGACUUUGAAUUUGAGUACCAGAUGUCACUGCGCUUGCUGGGGAAGCUGUUCACUCAUGUCUCUCUAGACAAGCAGGAGAACAAGGAGAAGCUGGAGAAGAUCCAGAGCCAGCUAAGGUGGAGUGGAUUCUCUGGGCUCCAGCAGCUCCUGCUGAAGGGCUUCACCUCAGCUGGCACCACAGAGCUCACGCUGCAGCUUUUCUCUCAGCUCACACCCAUCUCCCGGCUGCCUGUGGUGGACACCUCACAGGCCAUAGGUUUCCCACUGAAUGUGCUUUGCCUCCUCCCUCACCUGGUGCAGCACUUUGACUGUCCAACUCAGUUCUGUAAGGACGUGGCUGAGAGGAUCGCUCAGGUCUGCAUUGAAGAAAAGAACGCCAAGCUGUCCAACCUAGCGCACGUGAUGACUCUGUACAAAACCCACUUGUACACCCGCGACUGCUUCUCCUGGGUCAACGUGGUGUGUCGUUACCUGCAUGAAGCCUUCAGUGAAAACACUGUCAGCAUGGUCACCUACAUGGCAGAGUUGUUGGAGAAGGGGCUUCCCAGCAUGCAGCAGAGUCUCCUGCAGAUCAUCCACAGUCUGCUUACUCAUAUGGACCUGAGCGGCAUCCAGGCCAAGCCCUUUAACAUGGAGGUGCUCAAGACCAUCGAGAAGUUUGUACAGACGGUACACUGGAAGGAAGCUCUGAACAUUUUGAAGCUGGUUGUGUCCCGCUCUGCCAGCCUGGUCCUGCCCUCGUCCCCUCCCAGCAGCAGCAGUGCUGUGUCCCAUGUGGAAAUCAGCCGCGUGUGGGACGCAGUGUCCAAAUCACUGCCUGGCAAAACAUUGGACUUCCACUUCGACAUCUCAGAAACACCUGUGAUCGGCCGGCGGUAUGACGAGCUGCACGGUUCCCCAGGCAGGGAUGGUAAGAUGAGGGGUGUGGCUGCGGUGACCCGCAGCACCUCCUCCACCUCCUCCAGCUCCAACAACAAUAACCACGCCCUUGUGCCUGUCAGUUGGAAACGCCCUCAGUCCUCUCAGAAGAGAACACGAGAGAAGCUGGUGAACGUGUUGACUCUGUGUGGACAAGAAGUGGGGCUAACAAAGAAUCCUUCGGUGAUCUUCUCGUCCUGCGGGGAGCUGGAUCUGAUUGACCACCAGCCCAGUCUGGUCUCCUCAGAGGACAGCACUCGGGACCCAGACAACAUGGAUGACACGGCGUCUGAACAGCAGUUCCGGGUCUUCAGGGAUUUUGACUUCUUAGACGUGGAGCUAGAAGAUGGAGAGGAGCUACAGGGUGAGACGGUGGACAGUUUUAACUGGGGAGCACGGAGACGCUCCAUGGAUAGCUUGGACCGAGUGGAGCCACAGCCUCUGGAAGAGGACAGUCGGCUGUCCGGCAGUUCGCCUAGCCUGGGACCCAUCGCUCGAGAUGAUUCGGACGAGUCUUCAGAAGAAGACUCACUCACAGUCAGCCACAUCCUGUCCACCUCACAGCUCAAUGUCAGCAUAUCUCCCACCGAGCAGGUGAACCACAUGGACUCUCUGUCCACCUCCCUAGAUGUCACUUCAGCUGAGCCCUUCUCUCUGCCCACCCCAGUGCCCAGCCUCAGCGCCAGCCUGCCCGAGGAUUCAACCCCACGGACUGAACUGUCAGCAGAAGAUGAGGGUGCAAGCAUUCAUGAGGAUGAAAUCUCUCUCUGCAUUAACGAGCUCCCCUCAGCUUUCAGCCACUCUGACAGCAUAAUGCUGGACAUUCCUGGGGACAUCAAGGGAGAUGUGGAGUCAGGGUCCAGCUGUUUACACAGUCUUCACUCCUGCAGUGGCUUUGGGGAGCAGCCCAGUCUCAUGUUAGCUGAAGAGGAAAAAGAUGAUCUCCUGCUGGAGUCUCGCUCCUCCUCUCCUCCUCCAUCCCCAUUCUUCUCUGCCAUCCUGGCUGCCUUCCAGCCAGUAGUGUGUGAUGAUGCUGAGGAGGCCUGGCGCACUCAUCUGAAUCAGCUGGUGGCCGACACGGAUGGCUCCUGCGCUGUCUACACCUUCCACGUGUUCUCCUCACUGUUUCAGAGUAUCCAGACCAAGUUCUGUGCCUUGACCUGCGAUGCUGCUGGUUAUCUUGGAGAAGGCCUCCGCGGAAUAGGAGCGAAAUUUAUAAGGUCGUCGCAGAUGUUGACACACUCAAAGUGCCCCACUUUGUUCAUAGAUGCUGAUACAAUUGUCUCCUAUGGACUGCUAGAAAAAAUGAAGUUCAGUGUUUUAGAGCUGCAGGAGUAUCUGGAUACCUACAACAACAGAAAAGAGGCAGCCAUCUCAUGGCUACAGAACUGCAAGGCCACCUUCACCAAAGGCUCUGGAGAUGGAGUGAUUACAUACCAGCCUGCUGAGACUGAAGAAAAGCAAAUGGAAUCUCUUGCACAACUGGAGCUGUGUCAACGACUCUACAAACUCCACUUUCAACUGCUCCUGCUUUAUCAGUCUUACUGUAAACUGAUCGGUCAGGUGCACGCUAUCAGCGCCGUCCCAGAGCUGGUGAACAUGUCAAAGGAACUUAAUGAUCUGAAGAGUAACCUGCGGGCGGCAGCAGCUUCAGUGGCAGGAGAGCAGGCAGCUGUGGGCAGUGAGCAGUCCUCCGCACCCUGCUUCAGCUCCUCAGAGGCCGCGGUGCAGGCCAUCCUGGAGAGUCUGAGGAACAAUGAAUUCUCCACAGCCAUCCGGUACAUUCAGGAGUGCAGGAGGAUGUGGCCAAGCGACAUUUUCGGCAGCAGCUCGGAGAAUGAGACCCAGACUCUGCUGAACAUGUAUUUCCGGCACCAGACGCUGGGGCAGACAGGCACGUUUGCUCUAGUGGGCUCAAGGCAGGACCUGUCCGAGGCCUGUGCGCGGCUGACGGAGCUCAACUGCGAGAUCCGGGACAUGAUCCGCAGGGCUCAGGGCUACCGGGCCAUCACUGCCUACCUGCCAGACUCCAGCGUGGCUGGCAUCAGCCUCUGAACCAUGGACUGCUGCGCUACGGUGACUGCUGCUAGUCCUAGCCUGGCCCGGCCCAGGGCUUCCUUCCCUCAGAUCCGGGGAUUCUUAAAAUGUAUUUAGCGGAUGCUCCAAUGUCAAAGCAGAUGUGUUGAAAACAACACAUAGCGUGUUAUUUUUAAUACAUCCAUGUGUCCAGCAAAUUUUUUGUGUUACUUUUGACACAAACAGUGCAUUUUUAAUGCAAAUAUGUGUUCUAAUUACAGAGUCUGUAUCAGAGAUUUGCUGCGGUCUUUUGGCCUGAUGCAACAAAUGGUCAUGUCAUUUGUGAGAACGCAGCGUUUAGAGUCUUGCUCAGUCUAGGCUACAUUCAGGUUGCAGGUAAAAUUGGCCUGAAUUCUAUUUACUGCUCAAAUCAAAUUUUGUUGUUUAGUUGUUCACAUUAUAUUUUAAUGUAAACUGUGUCUGACAGCAGUUGGAACAGAUUACGCUCCUGAACUGACGUGCAUGUGUGAAAGAACAGUGAUCCACCCGGCACGCUCAUCCAAGAUUAACAGAUUCCUUUCACACAACAUUGAACUUUAACAUGUGCUUAUUUAUUUAUUACACUCAUGUUUUUCUCUCUCAGCUUUCAAAGAGAAAGAUGUAAAACGUAACCAUAGUAAUAGGAGUUUGGAUGAUGUUGCACUCAAAAUUAUGAUUGAGUUAGAUUGACGUAAAUAUCGCCUGAAUUCAAACAGAGGUCACAUGUAUCAGAUAUUGAUCAGAUUUCAGCACGGCAUAUGAAAGGCUACGUUCACAUUACCAGGCUGAAUGUGACACAGAUCUGAUAUUUUCAGAGAUGUGUAGACACACAAAUCUGAUCUUUUCAAAUCUGAGCCACUUUCAUAUGUGGUCCUAGAUCGGAUACGUAUCUGAUUUGUGGCCAUGGAAUCUUAAUGAAAAUACUCCGAUCAGAAUUCAUGUGUUUUUUUUUUUCCCAUUGGAGUCACUUACCUACACAAAUGUGAACAAUCGAGUUAGAAAGAUCUGAGCAAAAAAAACAGAACUGAGCAUUGAGGCUUAGAAUGUGAACAUAGCCAAAGUGGCCCAGAUCUGAAUUAAAACUGUUGGAUUCAAUGUGUUUUUUGCUGUUCAUAACAGCUUUUACAUACACUCAAUAAUCAUAAUUGGAUUUCUGCAGUUGGAAACACUUUACAGUAGGGCACUGUUCAUUAGGCUAUCCCUACAUGCAUAUAUCUACAUACCUGUUCAUAAAUGCUUAUUACAAUAGGCAUCAUCUGUCAUAAAGGCUGCUUUAGCUGACUUUGAUCAAAAUUGACCAAUUUAACCUUCAUAGCAAAUGAUGCGUUUUGGAAUAAACAUUUAUAAAAACUUAUGUAGGGCUAUGUAAGUGAUCAUGACAAGCUUGUGUAGGUGUCAUGUAUCCUUAUGAACAGCACCUACAGUGAAGUGUUACCAAUUAUUUAAGGUGUCAUGUAAACAGCAUAUUCUGAUUUCUUAGAUCAGAAAUCUGAUAAAAACAACUGGAUUUUAGCUCAGUGAUCGGAUUUCUCAGUGCAUGUAAACUCUUACUCAGAUUUCUUUUGGAUUUCACUGUUGGAGUGACACUUAAACCAAAGCAAAAUAAAGGAUUUAAAUAUUCUUCAGUUUCUAGACAAUCUAUGUUCAUAUUUCCAGGUAAAGUGGUGCAAAUUAUUCUUAUUCUGUUUAUUGGCUAUUUGCAAAGCAGAAAUCUGAUUACUACCUGGUUCACGUGGACCCGGAGUUUCCUUAUUAUCUCAUUACUCAAGUGCAUGUAAAUGCAUUGAUCAAAUUACUGACAAAAUUUGAUUUUCUGCAGUUAUCAGAUUAUUAAUCGAAGUAAGCAAAAAAACAAAUCACAUAUGAAUUAAAAAGAGCAUGGAGAAGAUCAGAUAUGGGCCACUUUUACCUGCAGUGUGAACGUAGCUUUAUUGGUGUUAUAGUUUCUUUCUGGAAGGAUAUUCAAACAGAUUUCCAUGUGUGGAGCGAUGAUAUAAUUUUCACUAUACUGUCCAUUCACUAUAACUGGAGAUGCUGCUGCCUUCACUGACCUACUCCAGGAGCCUCCAUCCAUCAGGAUUUGUUCACUUGGCUCUGGAUUUGGUCCUUAAUGUUAGUAGAAUGGCUGAGAAGCUUGUGGAGGCUUUGCAAAAGAAAAAAAAACCUAUUUGUCUUUUGUUGCACUAAUAUCAGCACACAUGACAUAGCAGGGCAAUUGCUUCUGCCGUCAAGCACCCACUGCUGAAAAACCAAAGCUUCAUGACGCCCACACCCUAGUCUACCAUUGUAAACUUUAAGGGAAAACGUGCAAUGCUUCACAUAACGUGAAAAGACUCUUUACUGUAUCUAUGAAAGAAUGUUUUUAAGCUGUAGUGCUUUGGGCUACUUGAAUACACUGUAGCAGGUGAAACGAUGAUGAAUACUUCUUUUAACUGUCACGACUCAAAUGAAGCUAACUUUUAUGUUGCUGUGGAAAAAAUGAUCAGAGCACCUCAAUCCAUUGACUUCCACUCACACACAUGCUGCAGUGCUACUGUCUGAAAGACCCGGAUGCCAUGGAAAGCCAUCCGAUACUUAAUGAAGAUGUAAUUGGACUAACUGUUUGCUUCCUACUGUCUACUGGUUGCUUAUAGGAGAUUUAUUUAUAUUCUCAAGAAAUCAACAUGCUUUGGAUCGUAUAGUUUUAUAGAAUGAAGAUAUGUUCCUUUGAAAUGGCCAAGCAUGCAAAUCUAUGUACUAUAAGAGGAGAUAGAAAUAUUUAUGAAUAUAAAGAAACUAUUUUAACUGAAGGUUGCAUUUGUACAAAGUACUGAGAGUGGAGUCGAUGCUUGUUGUAUUUUUUAUUGUUCUGUUUAGGCUGUUCGACUCUGCAGGCCUGUGCACGGCACAGACAUGCAACGCUUUUUUUGAGAGAUGACAAAGUCUUUAUCUUGUAAAUAAUGUUUUUGAGUUAUGCUUUGAGUUGUUCUUGAAACUUCUGCUACACAAUAAAUUGUUGAAUAAUGGUGAAACCAUCCUGCAUUAA